Messenger RNA from Osmerus eperlanus (European smelt), 2498 nucleotides. Its product is annotated as H-2 class I histocompatibility antigen, Q9 alpha chain-like. Lineage: Eukaryota; Metazoa; Chordata; Actinopteri; Osmeriformes; Osmeridae. The transcript has 8 exons. Gene Ontology annotation, cellular component: external side of plasma membrane. The record is from RefSeq and is a predicted model, not a curated record. Bases 123 to 1184 code for a protein of 353 amino acids. Gene Ontology annotation, biological process: immune response.
GAACUCUCUUCAUUGUCGCUGUACUUCUACAUAGUGUAGGUCAGUUUUUGUCCGUUCUGAUUCAGCAAAAAGUGUAGAGUUAAGUUCUUGUUUAGUAACAUUCACCACCGGCUAACAUCAAAAUGAAGCUCCCUUUUCUUCUCUUUCUCGGGAUAUACGGAGCUCACGCGGUCACCCACUCUCUGAAGUACUUCUACACUGGAGUCUCAGGGGACAUCAACUUCCCAGAGUUCACUACUGUGGGUCUGGUGGAUGAGGGUCAGUUCAUGUACUUUGACAGCAACACCAAGACUGCCGUCCCCAAGACAGAGUGGAUGAAGAGAGAAGGAGCUGAGUACUGGGAUAGUCAGACUCAGGGCCUCAUUGGUGCCCAUCAGACCUUCAAAGCCAGCAUUCAGAUUGUAAAGGAUCGCUUCAACCAGUCCAGGUCCACAGGAGUUCACACAUAUCAAAUGAUGUGUGGCUGUGAGCUGGAUGAUGAUGGCACCAGACGAGGCUACUUCCAGUAUGGAUACGAUGGUGAAGACUUUGUCAGCCUGGACCAGAGGACUCUCACCUGGACUGCUGCCAACCAGAAAGCUGUCAUCACCAAGCUCAAAUGGGAUGCAACCGGAGCUGAAGCUAAUAUUCUAAACAUCUAUCUAGAGAAUACAUGCAUUGAGUGGCUACAGAAAUACGUGAACUACGGCAAAGACACCCUGGAACGGAAAGUCCACCCCUCUGUGUCUCUGCUCCAGAAGAGCCCCUCCUCUCCAGUCACCUGCCACGCUACAGGCUUCUACCCCAGAAGUGUCAUGGUGUUCUGGAGGAGAGAUGGAGACCAGGUGUACGAGGAUGUGGAGCAUGGAGAGGUUCUACCUAACGAGGAUGGAACCUUCCAGAACAGUGUUCACCUGACAGUGAAGCCUGAGGACCUGGACAGCGGGAGGUAUGAGUGUGUGGUUCAGCUCUCGGGGGUUCAGGAGGACUUUGUCACCAGACUGGAGAACACCAAGCGAGGUGCAGAAGGUUCUGGUUCCUCUGGUCUCAUCAUUGGAGCGGUGGUUGCUGUUCUUCUGCUGGUCGCCAUCGUCUGUGGAGUCGUCAUCUGGAAGAAGAAGAAGGAUGCUAAGAAAGGCUUUGCUCCAGCUAACACUUCUGAUGAUGGAUCUAACUCCUCCAAUAACACGGCACCAAAAGCAUGAGGCCUUUCUGUUUAACCAAUCACAGGAGAGAGGCAGAGACGAGUGGAGGACAGAGAGAAACAAAACUCACCAAUCAUGAAGUGCAGAAAGGAACAACGGCAAUUUUACACAGUGUCUCUGAUUACUGAUCUGGUCUUAAUAAUGAGCAAUUAAUAAUAUUUUGAUCCUGAAAAAAUUUCAGGAUUUUAUGUUCCAUACAAACUACUUUGUACCAUGACAUACAGUAAUUCUUGUUUUCAUGCUUCACCAAAACAUAUUUUGUUUCUCUGUAUUUCUGCUCAGCUGAAUACUCUAUUACUGUAAAUAUUAUAAUUAAUGGGGCAUGUUCUGCCAGAUGACAUUAUCUGUCAGAACUGUCCAGUAUUGGGUUCCUAGGGAGUAAUGACGUAAUGUUUAGAACACUGAGUUUGUUUACAGAGAUAAAAACAUUCCAUGAAUAUAGUCAUAGACUAUAGAGAGGUUUCUAACUGGGUUGAGAUCAGAUACUGUAUGUAUGAUCAUGCUGACAGCCUGGAGACAGAGAGGGCUCAGUGCUUCUGAUGUUCAGAUCAACAGCAGACUUCUCCUCUCUUUAGCACCAGUCUGCAGGAAGGCUAUGUUAGUGUAUAACUGUUUACUCUCUUACACUAAAGGAACAACCUUAACCCAGCUUUAUAACAUUAAGACGAGGGGAGACGCUCCCCAUUAGUCUCCUAAACAUGUUAGAAGUCAGCUACACUCUUCUAUAACUAACUGGAGAGACCAUCUUAGAGUAACCAGCAUAGAGAGAUCUCAGUGAUUCCUCAGAGACCAGCUGUCACUGCUUGUACUGUCAUGUUGUUGCUGCUGGAGGCCUGGACAGUGGUUUCCUCCUGUUUCAUUAUCCAUCUCUGAUAGGGGCUCCAUAGAUAACAGUCUAUAACACCCCCCCCCCCCCCCCCCAUAUGUUGAUUUAGUUCAAAUAUGACAUUGUUUUGUGCAGCAGUGCUCUGCUAUGUCCUUGUAUAGCCGUUAAGCCUUCAGGAUGGUGUACAAACUACUUUCACUCUUAGACAGCUUCAUAACAUUAACGUGGGGAGAGGGUUUGUUUUGAUCCAAGUGUCGGAUAUGUUUCUUCUGGUAGACAAAUCCCUUAUAGUGUUUUUUAGCAUUAAAUGUUAUUGUUCAUCUCUCGAUCUCUUAUGUUUAGGGCAAGAUGAGAGAUAUUUAUCUCUUGUGUGAUACAUUUUCUAUUUCAGAAGCUUCAGUGAAGAUGCUUCUUUUGUCACAAUUGUGAUCUUUGGGCUUGGUUUAUGUAUAUGUGGUUUAAAUGGAAAUAAAAGGGGUUCACAUGUG